UUAGUAGCAGAUUAUAAUAUUAGUAUUAAUACAGUUAGUGAUAUUUUAAAAAGAAAAGAUUAUUGGUUAAAAAUUAACUCAAAUAGUUUAAUUAGAAAAUCACAAAGAAAUCAUUUACCUGGUUUUCCUUUAAUAGAACAAGCACUAUUAGUUUGGGUAAAUCAUGCAUUAGAAGCCAAUAUUACAAUUUUAGAAUUUAUGUUAACUGCUCAGACUCAAAAUUUUGCAGAACUUUUUCAAAUUUCAAAUUUUAAAGCUUUAGAAUGUUGGUUAAUCAACUUUAAACAUCAUGCAGAAUUAAGAAAAUUUACCAGACAUGGUGAAGCUUUAAGUGCCCCUUUGGAGAAACUUCCUUAA
This is a messenger RNA of Cetraspora pellucida, 357 nucleotides long. The record is from the annotation of a GenBank genome assembly. NCBI's taxonomy places the organism in Eukaryota, Fungi, Glomeromycota, Glomeromycetes, Diversisporales, Gigasporaceae.